AUGGCGGAACAAUCACUAUCUAUCCUCACCUGCACUGAAAUGAACGAACUUGAAACGCAGAUGGUUCACGUCGACAAUUUUGCUCGUUUGACCUCGUCGACGAGUGACGCAACACCCGACCCAGUGUCGCUCACAGGAGCCAUUGAUCCGAACGCUUCAGGAGUCUCCUCGUUUCAUGCAAUCGAGCCGCAGGAAAUCCACGACGCGAUGCUUCGUCAGGAUUCUACACUAGCAGCUGAAAGAGAUCCAGCAAUUGCAGAAGCUACGGUAAUUGAGCACGAUAAGAUGGACGUGGAUGCGAUUCCUCCGCAAACUGACCAAGAUCAGAUUUUUCCGAAGGAGAUUCAUGAAGCCAAAGAGACUCAACAAGCUGCGACCGACCAAGAGAUCCAUGAAGUCGCUGACCAGAAAGACUUCGGCAUGGAAAUGUCCAGCGCUAAGGAAGAGGUGAAAACGGAGCGAUGCAAUGACGCGGAAGCGUCAGCGGUGACAGAAGCUAUUGGAGCUGUGGCGACUGAAGCUACAGAAUCCACGGAGAAAGUUGCAGGUGACGCAGCGACUGAAGCUCCAGAAGCGGCGGCGAUUGAAGUCGCAGUAGUCGUGGCGACAGAAGCUGAAGGAGAAGCGGUAACUAAAGUCGAAACUGAGUCAGUUGACCAUGUGGAGAGACGAGUGGAAGAAGCGUCAGUCCCGGCUGGUGCAGCGAGCGAGGACGUGAAGAUGGAAGACGUAAACGACGGGGCCCACGGCACCAACGAUGCGGCUGACGGUAGCAAAGGUGCGGCUGACAGCAGCAAAGGUGCGGCUGACGGCAGCAACGGUGCGGCUGACGGCAGCAAUGACGCGAACAAGGAUGACAGCACCGGCGAUGUCGUCGCUGCGAGCGACAAGGAAGGCGACACUGCGAAGGACGACGCCGAAGCUAGGUCCGCAAAUCCCGCAAUGGAUGCCGACAACGCCGAUACUUGCAGCUCCCCUCGGCAGACGUUGCAAAAAGCACACGACGCGUCAGUGAUGUCGCCUCCUAGAGACCCCGCCGUCACCGCGCUUGGCGCUGAGACCAACAGCGACACGCCUCCGCCGUCAAAGCCUGGUGUCGGCACGCCGAGCUUCUCUGUGGGGACGCCGUCCGUUGCGGCGGAUACUCCGCGGCAACAGACUAUCAGCCCGGACAGCCAGUCCAGCCUGGUCGAUCCAGGCCUGGUCGCAGAUGAGAGCGCGGCGCCGUUCACCAUCAGCCAAUGGCAGCAGCUGGAGCAGCAAGCGCUCAUUUUCAAGUACCUCGUCUCCGGCGCCGCCGUCCCUCCCGAACUAAUCGACUCCCUCUAUUCCACAGCGGACUCGCCUCGCCAAUCGCUCGACGGCCCUGCGUCGUGGGCCACGCCGCUCAAGGACGCGGAGCCCCUCAGAUGCCGCCGCACGGACGGCAAGAAGUGGCGGUGCUCGCGAGAGGUACAGCUCAUCGCUUGUCACGCCACGAACCGAGCCGCUCUUGCGACUCCUUUCUCACGAUUCGGCGCGCGUGUGCCUCUUGUCCUCUGCACCGCGGUGACGGACCAGAAGUACUGCGAGCGCCACAUGCAUCGCGGCCGAAACCGGCCGGGCAAGUCGCGAAGGAUCAGCGACAAGGCGACGGCUGGCUCGUCGCUGUCCAUCCAGGCCGCGUCGUCCGAGGGGCCCAUGGGGUGCGUGGAGGGCACGUGCUCCGCCAUGACUGACACGUGCACCGACACGCCCUGCCACAAGGGGCUCGUGCCCAAGUUCGAGCUCGGUUCGGUGUCGAAGCUGGAGAUAGGCUCGGUGUCGAAGCUGCGGUUGAACACGGACGAUGUGGGUUCGACUGUUACGCGAUCCCCUCCGCCUCCGCUUGCGCUGCCCCCGCCCGCCCAGCCUGUCGGCGCGGACCAGGCGCGCACUCCCGCCUCCAAGACCUCGUACGUGCCGCUCUCUGUCUCUCCCCUCUUGCCCGUUCCCGUUUUUUAUAACACCGACCAGAGCCUUCCUUGUUAA
Molecule: messenger RNA, 2010 nt
Organism: Closterium sp. Yama58-4
Lineage: Eukaryota; Viridiplantae; Streptophyta; Zygnematophyceae; Desmidiales; Closteriaceae
Source: the annotation of a GenBank genome assembly